Molecule: messenger RNA, 315 nt
Organism: Strongylus vulgaris
Lineage: Eukaryota; Metazoa; Nematoda; Chromadorea; Rhabditida; Strongylidae
Source: the annotation of a GenBank genome assembly
AUGCUCCUUCCAGAAAUGAGAUUCCUGAUUCUGUGUGUUCUGCUCGGUUACGCAGCUGCUGUUGACUGGUUUGGCAGAGAUCAGUCAUCUGCGGUGCCUACAAAAGAGUUAUCGCGAAAAAGUGCCAACAAAAGAGUUAUUGCGAAAAAGACUCAAAAUUAUUCUUUUCCUCUUCAGCCCUGCCAGCGAAAGUUCUCCAUCUUGAUUCCGGAUAGCUACGUUAGCCACGGCAAAACGCCAAAGAGAGUAUACGACGCUGGAACCAUUCAACUAGCUGGUUCGUUCCCCGGUGAAAGCAGAGAUUGCAUCAACUAA